Molecule: messenger RNA, 521 nt
Organism: Anopheles bellator
Lineage: Eukaryota; Metazoa; Arthropoda; Insecta; Diptera; Culicidae
Product: 37 kDa salivary gland allergen Aed a 2-like
Exons: 3
Coding region: 31-453 (140 amino acids)
Molecular function (GO): odorant binding
Source: RefSeq, a predicted model, not a curated record
UCAUUUGGCCAGUUAUCCGUACACAGCAAGAUGUUGUUAAAGCAAUUGUUGGUGUGCUGCCUAUUGGUCUGGUGUUUUAUGGAGGUGACUGCCAAAUCGUUGGAUCAAUGCAAAAACGUGUUCAACGCGGCCACAAAACAGAAGUUGUGCAAAGCAAAUCGGUACGAGCGUAUCCCGGGUGUUGAUAUGGAUAAAACGCUGGAUUGUGUCAUGAGGGCGGCAAACAUUGUACGUCAAAGUGGAGCUGGCAAUUUCCAAGCACUGUAUAGGCCGAUGAACGCUGUCGAAGAGAAUGGUCGGAACCAUAAUUUCAGUCUUGAGUCUUGCAUGUCAAAAAAGUUGACGGACGAUCUGCCGCAAGCCAAGCGAGCGCACGCAUUCUACAAAUGCGUAAUGGAGAGCGAGUCAAAAGCUGCCUUCAAGAAGGUAUUCAACCAAAAAGUAUGCCAAUGAAAGUGUAUAAGAAAUGCGAGUUCCGAUCUAUGAUAUGGAAAAAUAAUAAAAUAAAGAGCAAUUGAGAA